AGAGCGAGAGGACGGCCCGGCGCGGGGGCGGAGACCGAGGGCGCGUAGGUCGGAACAGGCACCCGCCACACCGCCACCCUAGAAAGCCGGUGCUUUCGCCUCAAACUCCUGCCCCACCCCGCGCGAGGGGCGGGUCCCGGGCAGGUUCUAGGGUUUGGGACCCUGAGAGCCACCCUCUUUGCCCCCGCGAGACGGCCGACCCGCGCCCACUCCGGGACCUCGCGACCACCCUUCCGGGCGGGAGCAGGACGAGAAGCCUCGUGGGCGCAGCGCGGCCCCUCCCAGCCAAGGGCACCAUGGCCACGUCGGCGCCGCUGCGCAGCCUGGAGGAGGAGGUCACCUGCUCCAUCUGCCUCGACUACCUGCGGGACCCCGUGACCAUCGACUGCGGCCACGUGUUCUGCCGCAGCUGCACCACGGACGUGCGGCCGGCGUCGGGGGGCCGCCCCGUCUGCCCGCUCUGCAAGAAGCCGUUCAAGAAGGAGAACAUCCGGCCGGUGUGGCAGCUGGCCAGCCUGGUGGAGAACAUCGAGCGGCUGAAGGUGGACAAGGACAGGCAGCCGGGGGACGCGGCCCGGGAGCCGCCGGACGCCAGGCUGUGCGAGCGGCACCGGGAGAAGCUGCAUUACUACUGUGAGGACGACGGCAAGCUGCUGUGCGUCAUGUGCCGCGAGUCCCGGGAACACAGGCCACACACGGCUGUCCUGGUGGAGAAGGCCGCCCAGCCCCACAGGGAGAAAAUCCUGAACCACCUGAGUACCCUGAGGAGAGACCGGGACAAAAUUCAGGGCUCCCAGGCCAAGGGAGAAGCUGAUAUCCUAACUGCACUGAAGAAGAUCCAGGACCAGCGGCAGAACGUCAUGGCCGAGUUUAAGCAGGCGCACGAGUUCCUGCGGGAGCGGGAGCAGCACCUGCUGGAGAAGCUGGAGGCGCUGCAGCAGGAGCUGACGGAGGGCCGCGAGAAGUACAAGAGCAGGGGUGUCGCGGAGCUGGCCCGGCUGGCGCUGGUCAUCUCUGAGCUGGAGACCAAGGCGCAGCAGCCGGCCGCAGAGCUCCUGCAGGACACCAGGGACUUCGUGAACAGGUACCCGCGGAAGAAGUUCUGGAUCGGGAAGCCCGUUGCUCGGGCGGUUAAGAAGAAGACGGGAGAGUUCUCCGAGAAACUGCAGUCCCUGCAGCGAGGCCUGAGAGAGUUCCAAGGGAAGCUGCUAAGAGACUUGGAAUAUAAGACAGUCAGUGUCACGCUGGACCCGCAGUCGGCGAGCGGGUACCUGCAGCUGUCGGAGGACUGGAAGUGUGUGACCUACAGCAGCCUCUACCAGAGCGCUUACCUGCACCCCCAGCAGUUCGACUGUGAGCCGGGGGUGCUGGGCACGAAGGGCUUCACCUGGGGCAAGGUGUACUGGGAAGUGGAGGUGGACCGGGAGGGCUGGUCCGAGGAGGAGGAGGAGGGCGAGGAGGAGGAGGAGGGCGAGGAGGAGGAGGAGGAAGAGGCGGCCGGCGACGGCGACGGCGACGGGCACGAGGACUGGGAGACAGAUGAGGACGAGGAGUCGUUAGGGGAGGAAGAGGCGGAGGCGGAGGAGGAGGAGGAGGUCCUCGAAAGCUGCAUGGUGGGGGUGGCCAGAGACUCUGUGAAGAGGAAGGGCGACCUGUCCCUGCGGCCGGAGGACGGGGUGUGGGCGCUGCGCCUCUCCUCCGCGGGCAUCUGGGCCAACACGGACCCCGAGGCUGAGCUCUUCCCAGCCCUGCGGCCCCGGCGGGUGGGCAUCGCCCUGGAUUAUGAAGGCGGCACUGUGACAUUUACCAACGCGGAGUCACAAGAACUCAUCUACACCUUCACCGCUACCUUCACACGGCGCCUGGUCCCGUUCCUGUGGCUCAAGUGGCCUGGGACUCGCCUCCUGCUGCGACCCUGAGCCCACCGCUGCUUCCCUUCUCGGGGAUUCCAGGACCGUGACGGGGAGGGGGGGUGUCUGGCCGCGGCACCCGGAGCAGGUGCACUCCCCGCCACCGCCCCGUGGCUCUGGCCCCUCGAGGCUCGCUCAGCGCCGCCGCUCCGUCCACACAGCCGCCUUCGGACUCGUCCCCCAGCCCCUGGGGGUCCCUGUGCGGACGUCUGACCCCAGAGUCCGUGAGAGCCCUCUGUGGCCUCGGCCCAGCUCUGCACACACUCUGUUGAACCAGAGACGAGACAGCCUUCCGUCGCCCAGUCUGGCGUGCCGUGCUGGCGUCCCCUGGGGGAGCACAGGUGACCGCACCGAGGCCGCCUGCUGUGCCCGGCGUCCCCCUUGCCCACAUCCUCUCCGCUGCCAGCCUUCCCUGCCCCCAACGCAGCGUCCCCCACGCGAGCAGAGCAGAAGCCCACCACGGUUUCCAGGCGGUUUGAACAAGCUUCCGAGGUGCCGCGGAGUCGCCCAGCCUGGAGCCGGCGCCUCGAUGCUCUGAGACCAGGGUCGAACGUCUGACCUAGGACCCCCGGAGCUGCUUGGGGGAGGGAUCUGGAUGCACGUGGCUCUGAGGCCUUGUGUGUGGUCAGCGAUCAGUAAAUGACCUGAGGGUGAGGCUUUGGGAGAUGGUGACGGGAGUCCGGAACACUGCUCUUGGUGGGUCAUCUGAGGUCACCAGGCAGACGCCCGUCCAGGCCAGCCCUCCCUUGGAAGCCCCGGCCCGUGCCCCCUGCACAGUGGAAACUUAGUCCGGAUGACUCUGCAGGCCCCUCUGUCCUGCGACGGGGCAGUGGGGAGAGGAGAGGACGCCAGCAGGGUCCCCGGAGCUCGCCUUCGUGUAGGGUGAGGGCUGGACCGCGGCCUUGUGGCGCUCGCACGCUCCUGCUCCAGCCGGACACGCACAGCCUGUGUGUGCACCCGUCCCAGGCCUGGAAGCAGCGUCCCAGGCCCCGGCACCUCGGCCCCCACAUCACCUGGCAAGGUCCCUGCUAUUUCUGCCUCUAGUUUUGUACCCCCAUGCACCUCCCGCAGGGCUGGGCACACAGCAGGUGCUCAAUAAAGACUUGUGCAAUGAGCAGACUGGGUUCAUUUACUUUAUUAUAAACUUUGUGUGGCUCCAGAGUGGUUGCAUGAACGGCAGUGGCCUGCGGUCCCUCCUGGGACACGCCGCUGCCCCAGGCAACAGCCCCCACGUCUCCCUGUCCCGCCGCACCAGCCCCGUGCUCUUCACCCAGCAUCCGCACAGCCCAGGACGGCCCGUGACACGGCGACAUUCUGUGGCACACCCAGAAUCUUUCCGAGGAAAAUGCACGGUGCCCUACCCGAAGGAGGCGCCCCCAGUGCCCUCUGACCCACGCAGCCCCCCAGCCGUCUCCUGUCUGCUCUCUGCUGGUUUUCUACUUGUCGUCUUCAACACAGAAAUGGAAGAUCUCAUUUAUGACUCUUCCCCCUUUAUAUUUUUCGUUUGUUCUUUUUGCUUUUCUUUCUAAAUACAGAUACGCAAAAUGUGUCCCUAUUUAGAAAUAAGACACGAUAUUAAUAUAAUGAGGUCAGUUAAUCUGCAUUCGAAUCCUGCCAGACAAUAAUCACUAGCAUAUUCUUGAAAAUUUACAUUUAUUUUGUUGAUCGAUGUGAAUCAUUUCCUGAAAUUAUGCUUCCUAAUCUUUUAUUUAUGGCAAGAUUUCAGAAUUCUCAAAAUGCCGCUUAUCCUUUCUUGGAAAGAAUUUUUACAUAAUGAAAUUUCUGAAAAACUUUAAGGUGAUCGUUGUAUAAUUAAAAGCUCCUGGUUAUUAAAUAGGGGACAUUUGCAUUUGAACAAUACAGGAAUGCUUGCAGAUCCUGGUUUGAUGAGUUUCCUGAGCGUGAAACUUCCAGAAUAAAGCGUAGACGACGAGGUAUCCGCAUGCAACAGCAAAACCCUGAAAACAUGCACAUUAUGCCACCACGUGAGGACAGAAAGGUGCCACAUGGAACUUAUCUAGAUUCUUUUGGACAUUUUUAUUUUUUAUAAUCAUAUUUUUAAGUAUUUAUGGGACCUUCACCUGCACGUGUGGUCAGAUCCACGUAGCAUUUAUCACGGGCGAGAAAAGAGCAGCCCCCUGCUCUCCCCAGGGCACUCCGUGCUGGGCAUUUCCUCGAUGCAGCGUUGGUGUGGGACUGUCCUCCGUCCCCCGGCAGCGGGGGCUCUAGCUCUGGACCUGGCUUUCUCGUGGGGUGCACACCUGUCCUGCCCGGUGGCCACGCCUGAGCGCAGUUUACCGAGUCCUGUGCACAUGGGUCUGCGGGGACAGCCUGCUCUUCCUGGACGGAGGAACGGCCUUUCUCUCCCCUUUGGCUUCAUUCCCUACGUCCGCAUUACUAACCGGAGCCCAGCGUGUUCACUGGUUGUCCGCCUCCGUCAGCGCCAGGUCGUCGGCUGCUAGGGUCGGUGUUCUGUCCCGUCUCCCGCCUCCCGCCACCCUCCGUCUGUGCACAGCCCCGUGGGCUGGGCUUUCCUGUUUCUCAUCCUGUGUUUUCCUCUUCUUCACGGACUUCCUUCUCCUAAGCCGGUGGCUUCCUGAUGGGGCGCGUAAGUUGCUGUUUCGAGAUGUUGAGUAUCUGCAAGUUCAGGGCCUUUCGGUUCAGGGAAACAUUGCUAAGUUUUUUCCUUUUUUUUUUUUUUUUUAAUUUAAUUUAAUUUAAUUUUUGUUGGUGUGUGUGUGUUCCAAAAUUCAUUGUUUGCCAAGUUAUUUCUUGACAGUUGGCACCUCCUUCAUUUUCUCUGCCGUCUCUGGCCUUCGUGUGGCUCCUGCACUGGUUUUCCGAGAGGCCGGGGUAGGCGAGGACGUUUCCAGGCCGGGACCUGGAGGGCGGCGGGCAGAGACCUGGAAGAGGACGGUGAUGGGUGCCGAGCCGGUGUCCGCUGUCUAGGAUCGCACGGGCAGGGGGACAGGCAGGGACAGGCUGGGAGGGGUCACCGCAUGUCUGCAGCAGGGGAGGGGUUGGCACAGGCGGACCAUGCCGGCCGCGGGCACCACACCGCCGGGUCUGGGGCUAGGGAGCCGCUCAGACGGCACGCGUGCUGCCCCUCCUACACCCCCGACACCGUUCUUCGUGGGGUGCUCCCUUCCUUCAGGGAGCUCGUCCCACGAGAGGCACAGACAAGUAUUAAGCAGUGAGGAGCGCCUGGGGGCCCCAGCGGCUGAGCAGUGAACUCUUGGUCUCGGCUCAGGUGGUGACCCCCGGAGUCGUGGGACCCAUCCCUACGGGGGCUCCGCGCUCAGCGGGCAUCUGCUUCUCCCUCUGCCCCUCCCCACGCUCACGCUCUCUCUCAAAUAAAGUAACAAAUCUUUAAAAAUAAAUAAACUGAGCACAGCAAAUACAAACAUACCAUACGUUGGAAAAUAAGCAUCAUGGACCUAAAACACUAUGGUUGCUUUUUGAAGGGGCGCAUGUGAGGCUGCGCACACGCGAUAUGCCAUUAGGCCAACGGCCUCAGGUCUGGGAUUCAGGCGAGGGCAGCCACACAACAGCUGGGCCUGCUUGGGGAGUCCGGCUUGGGUCUCACUGGCAUUGCUUCGGAGAGGUCUGUCGGCAGCCGGAUGGAGAGCUCUCCCGGGUGAAGGGCUGUCAGAGUCGGGGCCACGCCAGAGACUUGGCAGUCAGAAGUACACAGGGGCCAGCUAAGGCCCUGGGGCAGGUGUGGAGAUCGACACUAAGGGCGCCGUGCUGACCCCUGGGCGCUCCGGCGUCUGUCCACAGGCCGAGGAGGAGCUGGCAGAGACGCAAGCGGCAGCCAGUUGGGAAGAGGCCCGGCGCGGCCCAGAUGACCCUCUAGAGCUGGUGGGGGUGGGGGCCGCCCGAGCGGUCAUGGAGCUGUGCUGACCUGGGACUCCCCACCUCGCCCCCAGGGGUGCUUCACCGUCCCCCGGGCGGUUUGCUGAACCCCCCGCACGCAUCUUUGUAAACAGUCCCUCCGCUAAGCUGGGCUCAGUCACCCCUGCUGGUAGAAAAACAGCUCUGGGCUGGGUGGGGGGGGUGUGGAGAGAAGGCGAGGAAGGGGUGAGGCUGCCGCUGCAAGCUGGGGCGGGCCUGAGACCCGCGCGUUUCCAGGAAUGGCCGCAGGAGGCCCUCAACACCUGGCUUGAGCUGUUGGCGUGAAAUUCCAGGCCCUUGACUGUAGUACGGGGGGGAUAAGCCGGGGAUGACUCAGGUAGUCUCCCAAGGGGUGUGACAGAGAAAAAUCAGGGGCCCCCAGGGGCUCAGAUCCUGAUCCCCGGGGUCCUGGGAUGGAGCCCCACACCGGGCUCCCUGCUCAGCGGAGCACCUGCUUCUCCCGCUGACCCUUCUCCCCACUUGUGCUCACUCUCUGUCUCAAAUAAUUAGAUAAAAUCUUUUUUAAAAAGACUAUGUUUACCCUUAAGUUCGGGGUUCUUUGUAUAAUCGUUGGAUGAAUUAUAUUUUGUUAUUCAAAUAUGGUCUAUCUUUAUUAGAAGAAUCUUAUUUUGUGGCUCCAUUAUUCUAGAUCCUAAUCAUUUUCUGUGUCUUUGAGUAUCAGUGACUGAAAGAAAAAUCUUUUAAAAUCUGCUGUUCUGUUCUUUUUGGAACUGAUCAUAAAUUGUUAGAUGUAUGAGAGCUUAGAAUUGUUAUAGUUUCCAGAUAAAUUGUUCCUUUUACCAAAAUGUACUAUCCCUGUUUUUCCACCUAAUAAUACUAAUAAUACUUCUUGCAUUGAAAUAGGUCUUCUCUGACACUGAUACAGUUACAUCGACUUUCCCUUCACUAUCACUGCCCAGUAUGUUAUUUUUAAUAACAUCAGGGUCAUUGUUUUAUCGCUUGUUUUGUAAACAGCAAAGCUGGAUUUUUUUUUCCAGUCUAGAAACUGGUCUUUCAGCAAAUAGGAGUUACUCUGUUUACAUUUAUUGUGAUUAUUGAGAAACCAAUAAAAUUUUAUGAUCCUA
Mustela lutreola (European mink) is the source of this 6889-nucleotide messenger RNA. Its product is annotated as tripartite motif-containing protein 26. Lineage: Eukaryota; Metazoa; Chordata; Mammalia; Carnivora; Mustelidae. Gene Ontology annotation, molecular function: protein binding; zinc ion binding. The transcript has 8 exons. Bases 297 to 1919 code for a protein of 540 amino acids. The record is from RefSeq and is a predicted model, not a curated record.